AUGAAGAAGCAAAACGUCCGGACUCUGUCGUUGAUAGUCUGCACGUUUACUUAUCUUCUCAUCGGCGCUGCUGUUUUCGACGCUUUAGAAUCCCCAACGGAAAAAAAAAGAUGCGAAAGCCUACGAGAUAUUGAGAAAAUGAUAAAAACAAAAUACAACAUGACAGCAGAUGAUUAUUUGGUUUUGGAAACUGUCGUAUUAAAAUAUGAACCGCACAAAGCAGGUCAACAAUGGAAAUUUGCUGGAGCUUUUUAUUAUGCCACAACCGUCCUCACAACAAUUGGUUAUGGACAUUCAACGCCCAACACGGUCGGUGGAAAAUUGUUCACAAUGUGUUAUGCCAUUGUUGGCAUACCCUUAGGACUCGUCAUGUUUCAAAGCAUCGGAGAAAGAGUCAACAAAUUAUCUUCCGUCGUUAUUCGUAACGUUAAAAAAUUAUUGAGGUGCAGAGAUGUCGAAGCAUCGGAAAUUAAUCUAAUAUGCGUUGUGACAACGCUUAGCAGUCUGACAAUUGCCGGAGGAGCUGCUGCAUUUAGUAGAUACGAAGGUUGGACAUAUUUCGAUUCGGUCUACUAUUGUUUCAUAACACUUACGACGAUCGGUUUCGGUGAUAUGGUUGCCCUACAAAAAGAUCACGCGUUAGAUGAAAAACCAGAAUAUGUGGUAUUUGCCUUAAUAUUUAUCCUUUUCGGUCUCGCAAUUGUUGCGGCUUCGCUCAAUUUAUUAGUUCUACGCUUUGUCACAAUGAAUACAGAAGAUGAAAGACGAGACGAAGCUGAAGCCUUGCAGGCGGCACAAGGAGCUGUUCGACUGGAAGGUGAUGUUAUCACUGCCAAUGGGUCCAUCAUUAGCGGUCACAUACCGGGAGAAACGAGUUCCGUCGAAGAUGUGGCAUCCGUUUGCAGUUGUAGCUGUUCCUGUUUGCCCCAAAAAUCGAGAAGUCGAUACAGAUACACGGUUCGUCGUUCUCCGGGGAAAAUUGCCCACCUUCUGCCGUUGCAGACAUUAGGAGGAUCAUUACAAGUGCACAGAGCGUCCAUUUGA
This is a messenger RNA of Pediculus humanus corporis (human body louse), 1044 nucleotides long. Its product is annotated as acid-sensitive two pore domain K+ channel dTASK-6, putative. The record is from RefSeq and is a predicted model, not a curated record. The coding region runs from base 1 to 1044 and encodes 347 amino acids. Gene Ontology annotation, molecular function: potassium ion leak channel activity. Gene Ontology annotation, biological process: potassium ion transmembrane transport; stabilization of membrane potential. The transcript has 6 exons. NCBI's taxonomy places the organism in Eukaryota, Metazoa, Arthropoda, Insecta, Psocodea, Pediculidae. Gene Ontology annotation, cellular component: membrane.